Molecule: messenger RNA, 1983 nt
Organism: Lasiodiplodia theobromae
Lineage: Eukaryota; Fungi; Ascomycota; Dothideomycetes; Botryosphaeriales; Botryosphaeriaceae
Product: VHS domain-containing protein
Exons: 5
Coding region: 1-1983 (660 amino acids)
Biological process (GO): Golgi to endosome transport; Golgi to vacuole transport; protein transport to vacuole involved in ubiquitin-dependent protein catabolic process via the multivesicular body sorting pathway
Cellular component (GO): trans-Golgi network
Molecular function (GO): phosphatidylinositol binding; ubiquitin binding
Source: RefSeq, a predicted model, not a curated record
AUGGCGGCCCGCGACCGCUUCGGCGGCUUCGCUGAGCCAGCCAUGACCCCAUUGCAGCGCUACAUCAUGAACGCCUGCGACCCGCAGAACUUCGAGCCCAAUCUGGCCCUUAACAUCGAGAUUGCCGAGCUGGUCAACCAGAAAAAGGGCAGCGCCCCGCGCGAGGCUGCCAUGGAGAUUGUCAAAUACGUCAACUCGCGCAACCCGAACGUCGCGCUGCUCGCCCUCAACCUGCUGGACAUCUGCGUCAAGAACUGUGGCUAUCCCUUCCACCUGCAGAUCAGCACCAAGGAGUUUCUCAACGAGCUCGUCCGCCGCUUCCCCGAGCGACCCCCGGUCCACUCGUCGCGCGUCCAGAACCGCAUUCUCGAGUUGAUCGAGGAAUGGCGCUCUACAAUCUGCAUGACCUCGCGCUACAAGGAGGACCUGGGCUUCAUCCGUGACAUGCACCGCUUGCUCAGCUACAAGGGCUACACGUUCCCCGAGAUCAGGCGCGAGGAUGCUGCGGUGUUAAACCCCAGCGAUAACCUAAGGUCUGCCGAAGAGAUGGAGCAGGAGGAGCGCGAGGCGCAGUCGGCCAAGCUCCAGGAACUGAUCAGACGCGGCACCCCCCACGACUUGCAGGAAGCCAACAGGCUGAUGAAGAUCAUGGCUGGCUACGACACCCGGAACAAGACCGAUUACCGAGCGAAGGCGGCGGAAGAGGUUGGCAAGAUACAGCAGAAGGCCAAGCUGCUCGAGGACAUGCUCCAGAAGCACCAGGCAGGGGACCAGAUCAAAGAGGGCGACGUUUUCGAGGAGCUCGCCAAUGCUUUGGCAAGCGCCCACCCGAAAAUCCAAAAAAUGUGCGAGGAAGAGUCGGACGAUCACGAGGCUGUGGCCAAGCUGCUGGAAAUCAACGAUAGCAUACACCGGACUCUGGAGAGGUACAAGCUCAUCAAGAAGGGCGACGUCGAGGGCGCCGCAAAGAUCCCCAAGGGUACCCUGGGCGUGAGCGGAGCUGGCGUCAAGAAGGGCCCGGACAACGAACUGUCAUUGAUCGACUUCGGAGGCCCCGAGGAACCAGCAGCACCGUCUGGGCAACCGAGUGCCAGUUCAAGCGCUGCCGCACCAAAAGGAAACGCAUUGGAGGAUGACCUGCUUGGGCUGAACUUGGGCGGCAGCGACAGCUUCCAAGGUGGAGGCAUCUCCCUCGGCGCCACGAAUGGGGCUGCCUUCCAGCCGCAGCCGACCUCACAGACUCCUGUCCAGAACCUCCUCGGAGGCGGUCCUGCUCCUCCCCAGUCGACAUCCCCACAGCCCAACUACAACGCCUUUGCUGGACUUGGCGGCUCUUCCUUGGCUCCGCAGCCGACUCCGCCCCAGCAGACCUCGAUGUUCACCCCACCCCCGCAACAAACGCCGCAGCAGCCAGCUCAAAAACCCGCCGACCCUUUUGCUGCUCUGGCAUCUCCGCGGACUGCGUCCCCCUUCCAGUUCCAGCAAUCCAUUAAGCCUGCAGCAUCCCCAUCUAGUGCUCUCUUCGACCUUGGGGGCACUUCGACCCCUCCGCCAGCUGCUCCGGCACCCGCACCCGCACCCGCAGCUAACGACGAUGAUGAGUGGAACUUCGCGUCGGCGUUGCCGGAUCAACCAUCUACACAAACCGUUAUUAACACUAGCAUAAGAACCGACUUCACCGUUUCCCGCCAAAAUGAUGACACCAUCCACAUCCAGUCCGCCGUAUCAAAUAAUACGCCGGCGCCUGUCUCGGAUCUCACCAUGCAAUUCGCCGUCACAAAGGGCUAUUCUCUGAAGCUGCAGCCCCAGUCGGGAAGGUUAUUGCAGCCGAACCAGCAGAAUGGCGUCACACAGAACAUCCACCUGCACGGCGUUCAGCGUGGACAGGGUACGGCGGUCAAGAUGCGCUGGAGGGCCAGCUACAUGCUGGGCUCGGAGCGCAAGGAAGAGCAGGGUGAGAUACCAAGUCUGGGCGUGGCAUGA